Messenger RNA from Desarmillaria tabescens, 945 nucleotides. RefSeq lists its product as uncharacterized. The transcript has 15 exons. The coding region runs from base 1 to 840 and encodes 279 amino acids. NCBI's taxonomy places the organism in Eukaryota, Fungi, Basidiomycota, Agaricomycetes, Agaricales, Physalacriaceae. The record is from RefSeq and is a predicted model, not a curated record.
AUGGACGCUGCGGUGGCUAGUGUUAACAUACAAAUUUUCCAUUACUAUCUUAUUGACAAUUUUGGGAAUACGGAUCAGAUGCAGAUUAUCAUUCAAUCAUUCAACGCAGAGUUAAUGAUGACCGCUGUGGUUGUUUUGAUCGUCGAACUCUUCUUUGUUGUUAGAAUAUACAAACUCAAUUCUCAAAAUUGGCUCGCUCCUGCUGUGAUUACUAUUCUAGCGCUGGGAAGUUUCGGUUCGUGUACCGCCUAUACUGUUGCGGAAAUUCGAGACGUCAAUAUCAUGGGACUUGUUAAAAAAGACAGAGUGGCAGAGAUCACAGCUUUCAACGGCUCAGCGGCCCUUGCAGAUAUCCUUAUCACAAUCGCCUUAUCUUGGAAUCUAUCUCGGAGCCGGACAGGCAUCCCUCGAACAAACAACGUAAUCCAAAAAAUGCUCACGUAUAUCAUCAACCGGGGACUGCUGGUGACCGUUACGCAGACUCUGACUCUAAUUAUGUUUAGCGUGGAACAGACGAAAUUGCACUGGAUGCCCACACACCUAAGUAUUAACAAGUUCAACUACGCAUUCUAUACAGUGGCCAUUUUAAACACUCGACCAGCCCUCCGCGAGCAGCUCAAUAGCGCUGUGACACAGAGCCUUGCGUUCAACAGCACUAGCGCCUCCUCGCAAGGACAAGUCCCCGUCGUUCGUAGCCGAGUAGUUAACGACAUGAGGGUCUCGAAUCUGAGUUUGAGAGAGCGGACGAUCGAGUUUUCGCAGGCUCAUGAUCAGUUGCAUGAGGGAAAACUUGAAGCUUCAGGAUCCGAAUUCGUGGCGACGACACUAGAAGAAUCGUAGUAUACUAUUAAGCACUCGAUGUGGUGACGGUAGCCUAAGAAAUAUGUGUCGAGCUGCCAGAUUCAAGUAAUUGAUUCACCAAAAAUCACAAUUCCCGUCUCGCUU